Perognathus longimembris pacificus (Pacific pocket mouse) is the source of this 699-nucleotide messenger RNA. It is a transcript of the gene Rps7, whose product is annotated as ribosomal protein S7. Gene Ontology annotation, biological process: rRNA processing; translation; ribosomal small subunit biogenesis. NCBI's taxonomy places the organism in Eukaryota, Metazoa, Chordata, Mammalia, Rodentia, Heteromyidae. Gene Ontology annotation, molecular function: structural constituent of ribosome. Gene Ontology annotation, cellular component: 90S preribosome; cytosolic small ribosomal subunit; small-subunit processome. The record is from RefSeq and is a predicted model, not a curated record.
CGGCCGAUGGUCGGGGCGGCGCCCGCCGAUGGCGCCCGGGCCCCGCUGACCCCCGCGCGCUCUGCCCCGCAGGACGCGGCCAUGUUCAGCUCCAGCGCCAAGAUCGUGAAGCCCAAUGGCGAGAAGCCCGACGAGUUCGAGUCCGGCAUCUCCCAGGCGCUGCUCGAGCUGGAGAUGAACACCGACCUCAAGCUCCAGCUGCGGGAGCUCAACAUCACGGCGGCCAAGGAAAUUGAAGUUGGUGGUGGUCGGAAAGCUAUCAUUAUUUUUGUUCCAGUUCCUCAGCUGAAGUCUUUCCAGAAAAUCCAAGUCCGGCUAGUUCGUGAGUUGGAGAAAAAGUUCAGUGGGAAGCAUGUUGUCUUCAUUGCCCAGAGGAGAAUUCUGCCCAAGCCAACUAGAAAGCGAACAAAAAAUAAGCAGAAGCGCCCCAGAAGCCGCACGCUGACGGCCGUGCACGACGCCAUCCUGGAGGACCUGGUCUUCCCCAGCGAGAUCGUGGGCAAGAGGGUCCGGGUGAAGCUGGACGGCAGCCGGCUCAUCAAGGUCCACCUGGACCGCGCGCAGCAGAACAACGUGGAGCACAAGGUGGAAACGUUUUCUGGUGUGUAUAAGAAGCUCACGGGCAAGGAUGUUAAUUUUGAAUUCCCAGAGUUUCAGUUGUAAAGAGAGAUGAGUAAAUAAAGUGUAAUUCUUAGCGUG